Messenger RNA from Phacochoerus africanus (Common warthog), 5367 nucleotides. It is a transcript of the gene CUL7, whose product is annotated as cullin 7. The transcript is spliced from 26 exons. Bases 225 to 5300 code for a protein of 1691 amino acids. Gene Ontology annotation, cellular component: Golgi apparatus. Lineage: Eukaryota; Metazoa; Chordata; Mammalia; Artiodactyla; Suidae. The record is from RefSeq and is a predicted model, not a curated record.
AUGCCGCAGACCUGCGCGCGGGAGAGGCGGUGACGGCGGCCGGGCCCUGGGCGUUCGGUCCCGCACGCCACGCCCCCUCCCGCCUCCCUGCCUAGACCCCUUACUGGGGGCCCAGGCGGGGCCCAAAUCUCCGCAGGCGCCGCCGCCAUCGUCUGUGCCGCGUCCCUAGCUCGGCGAAGGACAGGCCUCGCGCCGGGACCGCCAUCGAUUUCUGAGGUGCCGGGAUGGCGGGGGAACUCCACUACAGGGAAUUCAGGGUGCCCUUAGGGCCAGGCUUGCAUGCCUAUCCGGAUGAGCUGAUCCGCCAGCGAGUGGGCCAUGAUGGGCAUCCUGAGUACCAGAUCCGCUGGCUCAUCCUCCAGCGCGGGGAUGAUGGGGAAGGGGGCUCCAACCAAGUGGACUGCAAGGCAGAGCACAUCCUGCUGUGGAUGUCCAAUGACGAGAUCUAUGCCAACUGCCACAAGAUGCUGGACAAGGACGGCCGGGUCAUCGGGCCUUCACAGGAGACAGCUGGGGAGGCUGGAGCCCUGGACAAAUCAGUGCUGGGGGAGAUGGAAACCGAUGUGAAGUCGCUGAUUCAGAGGGCCCUAAGGCAGCUGGAGGAAUGUGUAGGCGCCAUCCCCCCUGCUCCUCUGAUUCACACUGUCCAUGUGCUCAGUGCCUAUGCCAGCAUUGAGCCCCUCACGGGGGUCUUCAAAGAUCCAAGGGUCCUGGACUUGCUCAUGCACAUGCUCAGUAGUCCUGAUUAUCAAAUUCGCUGGAGCGCAGGCCGAAUGAUACAAGCCCUGGCUUCCCAUGAUGCUGGGACCCGGACCCAGAUCCUCCUGUCACUGAGCCAGCAAGAGGCCAUUGAGAAACACCUGGAUUUUGAUAGCCGCUGUGCUCUGCUUGCUCUGUUUGCACAGGCCACGCUCUCUGAACACCCCAUGUCUUUCGAGGGCAUUCAGCUGCCACAGGUCCCAGGAAGGCUGCUCUUCUCCCUGGUGAAGCACUAUUUGCACGUCACCUCUCUCCUGGAUCAGUUGAAUGACAGUGCCGUGGAACCAGGAGCCCAGAACUCUGCUUCCAAGGAGUUGAGCGGGGAGAGGGGUCGGCUGGAGCUGGAAUUCAGCAUGGCCAUGGGCACCCUGAUCUCCGAGCUGGUACAGGCCAUGCGCUGGGACUGGGCCUCCCACAGACAGAGGCCCUCAGCCCAGUCCUCCUGUUCCAUCUUCCAGCCCCAGCUGGCAGGUGCAGGCCCAGGGCUCCCACAGGCCCAGGCCACGCCCUCCCUCAGGAGGUCAAGGCGGUUUCGCCCUCGCUCUGGGUUCACAAGUGGUGAUACCUAUGCCUUGUAUGUGCGGGACACACUGGAGCCAGGGAUGCGCGUGCGGAUGCUGGAUGACUACGAGGAGAUCAGCGCCGGGGACGAGGGCGAGUUCCGGCAGAGCAACAACGGUGUACCCCCAGUGCAGGUGUUGUGGGAGUCGACAGGCCGUACCUACUGGGUCCACUGGCACAUGCUGCAGAUCCUGGGCUUUGAGGAAGACCUUGAGGACGUGGUUGAGGCUGAUGAGUACCAGGGGGCAGUGGGCAUUGGAGCCGGGGGUGUAGCCCUGCCCUCCUGGAGGUGGAAGCCCAUGACCGAGCUCUAUGCAGUGCCCUACGCGCUGCCUGAGGAUGAGGACACCACGGAUAGUGAACACCUGAGCCAGGCAGAGUGGUGGGAGCUCCUCUUCUUCAUCAAGAAGCUGGAUGGACCUGAUCAUCAGGAGGUUCUCCAGAUCCUGCAGGAGAACCUGGAUGAGGAGAUUCUGGACGAUGAGAUCCUGGCUGAGCUGGCCGUGCCCACGGAAUUGGCCCAGGAACUGCUGCUGGCUCUGCCACAGCGACUCGAUGACAGCGCUCUCAGAGACCUGCUCAGCUGCCGUGUCUACAGGAAGUAUGGGCCCGAGACCUUGGCUGGGCAGUCGGUCUACCCAUCCGUGCUGGAAGCCCAGGCCCAGCCUCAGAAAUCGGCAGUUGCAGCCAGAGUGGAAGCAAAAGAAGCCUCAACUCAGUGCCAUCACACUUCCCUGCAGCGUCUGGUGGAGGGUUAUGGUCCUGCUGGGAAGAUAUUCCUGGAUCUGGAGCGAGCCCUCCGCUCAGAGGGGCCCCGAGAGGGUGAGGUCAAGCCACUCCUGCUGCAGCUGCAGCGGCAUCCCCAGCCCUUCCUCGCGCUGAUGCGGAGCCUCGACACUCCGGCCGCAGCCAACAGGGCCCUGCACCUCACCGUCCUGAGAACCCUGAUGCAGCUGGUGGACUUUCCUGAGGCACUGCUGCUCCCCUGGCAUGAGGCCAUGGACACCUGCAUGGCCUGCCUGCGGUCCCCAGACACUGACCGAGAGGUGCUCCAGGAGCUGAUCCUCUUCCUGCACCGCCUGGCCUCGGUGAGCAGGGACUACGCCGUGGUGCUGAAUCAGCUGGGAGCCCGCGAUGCCAUCUCCAAGGCCCUGGAAAAGCACCUGGGAAAGCUGGAGCUGGCUCAGGAGCUGCGGGACAUGGUGUUCAAGUGUGAGAAGCACGCGCACCUCUACCGGAAACUCACCACCAACAUCCUGGGAGGCUGUAUCCAGAUGGUGCUGGGCCAGAUCGAAGACCACAGACGCACCCACCGCCCCAUCAACAUCCCCUUCUUUGACGUGUUCCUCAGAUAUCUGUGCCAGGGCUCCAGUGUGGAGGUGAAGGAGGACAAGUGCUGGGAGAAGGUGGAGGUGUCCUCCAACCCUCACCGGGCCGGCAAGCUGACCGACCGCAACCCCAAGACCUACUGGGAGUCCAACGGCAGCACCGGCUCCCACCACAUCACCUUGCACAUGCGCCAGGGCGUCCUCGUCAGGCAGCUGGCUCUGCUGGUGGCUGGCGAAGACUCGAGUUACAUGCCCGCCAGGGUGGUGGUUUUUGGGGGCGACAGCACCACCUCUCUUAACACAGAACUCAACUCGGUCAAUGUAAUGCCCUCCGCCAGACGGGUGGUCCUCCUGGAGAACCUGAACCGCUUCUGGCCCAUCAUCCAGAUCCGCAUAAAGCGCUGCCAGCAGGGUGGCAUCGACACACGCAUUCGGGGGUUGGAAGUCCUGGGCCCCAAGCCCACAUUCUGGCCUGUGUUCCGGGAGCUGCUGUGUCACCACACACGCCUCUUCUACAUGGUUCGGGCCCAGACUUGGAGCCAGGACAUAGCAGAGGACCGCAGGAGCCUCCUACACCUGAGCUCCAGACUCAACGGGGCUCUUCGCCACGAGCAGAAUUUUGCCAAUCGCUUCCUCCCUGACGACGAGGCGGCCCAAGCCCUGGGCAAGAGCUGCUGGGAGGCCCUGGUCAGCCCCCUGGUGCAGAACGUCACCUCCCCUGAUGAGGAUGGCAUCAGCCCCAUGGGCUGGCUGCUGGACCAGUACCUGGAGAGCCGGGAUGCUGCCUACAACCCUCAGAGUCGCGCGGCUGCUUUCUCCUCACGGGUGCGCCGCCUCACCAACCUGCUGGUACACGUGGAGCCCUGUGAGGCGUCCCCCAAGGGCAGAAACAGAAGCCACGACUGGAGCUCUCUGGCCACCCAUGGGCUUCCCAGCAGCAUCAUGAGAAACCUGACCCGUUGCUGGCAGGCCUUUGUGGAGGAGAAGGUGAACAGCUUUCUGACCUCACGCUGGCAGGAUGAUGACUUUGUGCCCCGCUACUGCGACCACUUUCACAAUCUGCAGAAGUCGAGCUCCGAGCUGUUUGGGCCACGGGCGGCCUUCUUGCUGGCGCUGCAGAACGGCUGUGCCGGGGCCCUGCUGAGGCUCCCUUUCCUCAAAGCUGCCCACGUGAGUGAGCAGUUUGCCCGGCACAUUGACCAGUGUAUCCGUGGCAGCCGGAAUGGUGGGCCCCAGGGGAUGCUGGCCCAGCUACAGCAAUGCCUGGAAAGCGUUCUGAUCUUCUCUGGCUUGGAGAUCGCCACCACUUUCGAGCAUUACUACCAGCACUACAUGAUGGACCGUGUCUUUGCCGUGGGCUUCUCGAGCUGGCUGGAGGAGGUUGCACUGGAUCAGAUCGGCCCCUGCUUCCCCAACCGCCUCCCCCAGCAGAUUUUUCGGAGCCUGAGCACCUCGGAGGAGCGGCAGCGCCAGUUCCACGUGUACCAGCUUCAGCGGCUUGAUCAGCAACUCCUGAAGCUGGAGGGCACAGAGAGGAAAAUCCAGGUGGGCCGCGAAGCCAGUGGCAGGGGGCACGCAAGAGGGAAUGGAGAGGAAGCUGAGCUGGAGGUUGGGGUGGUGGCAGAGGCAGUAGCGGCGACAGCCGAAGAGGCCGAGAAGGAGGAGGAUGACAACGAGGACGAGGACGACAACGAGGACCUCUACUAUGAAGGGGCGAUGCCGGAAAUGUCUGUGCUUGUGCUGAACGGCUCGCCCACUGGCUCCAUCUGCCACCCGCUCAACCCCAGAACCUGCUUGCCCGCCUACCUGAGGGACACCUUGAACCGAUACUCCAACUUCUACAUCAAGAGUCACAGCUACCCUGCUCUAGAGCGGGGCCCACAUCGGCAACUGCAGUGGACAUGGCUGGGCCGGGCUGUGCUGCAGUUUGGGGACCAGACGCUGCAAGUGACCACCGUGCAGAUGUGGCUGCUGCUGCAUCUCAACGAGCUGCAGGCCGUCUCCGUGGAGCGUCUGCUGGCGCUGUCCGGGCUCUCUCCAGAUGUGCUGAAUUGGGCAAUUAGACCUCUUGCCUCUUCAAGGGGCCCCCUGGAACUUCAUGAGCCAAAGGACGCCCCAGGAGGGGUGCUCAGGAUUCGAGAUGACAGUGAUGAACCCACACCGCGGAAGGGCAACGUGUGGCUCAUCCCAGUUCCGACAUAUGUGAAAGCUGAGGACGAGGAGGUCCGGAACUUGGAGAAGAGACGGAACCUCCUCAACUGCCUCAUCGUCCGAAUCCUCAAGGCCCACGGGGAUGAGGGGCUGCACAUUGACCAGCUCGUCUGCCUGGUGUUGAAGGCCUGGCACAAGGGCCCAUGUCCUCCCAGGGGCUUGGUCAGCAGCCUUGGCAGCGGGUCCACCUGCAGGAGCACCGAUGUUCUCUCCUGCAUCCUGCACCUCCUGGGCAAGGGCACAGUGAGACGCCAGGACGACCGGCCCCAGAUGCUGUCCUAUGCGGUCCCCGUAACCGUGAUGGAGCCUCACACCGAGUCCCUGAACCCAGGUGCCUCGGGCCCCAACCCACCCCUCACCUUCCACACCCUGCAGAUCCGCUCUCGGGGCGUGCCCUACGCCUCCUGCACCGGCACCCAGAGCUUCUCUACCUUCCGGUAGCCCUGGAGUCAGGCUCAGGGCUGGGUCUGGCCGGGGGCUUUCUACAGAAUAAAAUGCAGAAGUUUGA